Messenger RNA from Sphaerodactylus townsendi, 1651 nucleotides. It is a transcript of the gene CRCP, whose product is annotated as CGRP receptor component. The coding region runs from base 176 to 718 and encodes 180 amino acids. The transcript has 7 exons. Gene Ontology annotation, molecular function: nucleotide binding. Gene Ontology annotation, biological process: transcription initiation at RNA polymerase III promoter. Gene Ontology annotation, cellular component: RNA polymerase III complex. The record is from RefSeq and is a predicted model, not a curated record. NCBI's taxonomy places the organism in Eukaryota, Metazoa, Chordata, Lepidosauria, Squamata, Sphaerodactylidae.
CCCCCCCUCCUCCCACAUAUCGGGAGCGGAUGGGUGAAGGACUCCACGCCAUACUGCGCCGGGAGGAGGCCGGCGCGAGGAGGGGGAGGCGUCGUCGUGAGCCUGCCGAGGCCUGGUCUGUGAGGGCGGCAGGAGGAGGCCCGGCCGCGGAGACGACGCGAUGGAAGUGUGAAUCAUGACCCUAGGAGGGUUUACUCAGAAGCAAGCCCCAUUGCCAGCAACUGAGCUUACUCCCAGGAAAGAUGGAAAUGCUGCCCUUCUCAGCAAUUAUGAGGUCUACAAGUUGCUGACUGAUCUGAAGCAGCAACGCCGAGAGACCGGGAAAAGCAAACAGAGUUCUGGCCAGCAGAAUCUGAAUACCAUCAUGUAUGAGACUCUAAAAUACAUCUCGAAGACUCCAUGUAAAUACCAGACUCCAGAGAUCGUAACAGAUUUCCUCUCAGCAGUGAAAAAUCACAAGUUGACAAAAGCGGAAAAGCUACAGCUUGUCAACCACAGGCCUGCAACCGCAGUUGAGAUCCAGCUGAUAGUCGAGGAAAGUGAAGAGAGGCUAACGGAAGAGCAAAUCGAAUCCCUGCUCCAGACUGUCACCAGCAUCCUUCCGGGGGAUCCAGAGCAGCAGGAGGAGCAGCAGUUGGCCAUGGCCGUCGAGGACGAAGGAGAACAGGACCGGGCUGGUGUGUCAGGGACCGUAAUGAAGACCCCGACCCAAAUGUGACAGCUGGUUGUUCUGACUGUAACAAGGACCCCCCCCCCCCCACUUUGAUGACAGACUCAAACACAAAGCCAUGCCACCGUGUUUUAGUGCUGAAUUCUUUUUGCAUCACAGCAACAGACUUUGCUUACAACAAAAUGCUUUUUAAAAAAUUGCUCUUGUGUUGGCGGUUUGUGAGUGGAAUGAAAAGACGGGUGCCUUGGGGCCAGGGGAGGGUGCCUUGGGGCCAGGGAAGAUGCUGAAAAUGGCUUUGUGUUCCUCUUCGUUGUGUGCUUUUCUGAGCAAGUCUUGCGCACCGCAACCUCCCUGAUUUCUCAUUGGUUUCUUAUGCUCCUUAGGAGCCCAAUCUGUGGCAUGAAAUAUAGCUGGAGGAUGGUGAUCCUACCUAUGAUUGGCUGGAGAGCCACAACCAAUGAUGGGCAAGUUAUCUAAAAUCAAUAAUGACCUGAUUUUUGCAAAUGGGCCUCCUCCUCACCUUCAAUGUCUCGGCCUGCGAGUUUGUCUCUUCUUUCGCAUGGCGAGACCUGGAGAUCGCUCACUACAGUUCCUUGGGAACUCAGAAAAGCCAAGAGGAAGUUCAGCUCACAAGCAGUAACUUAAAGAAUGGAAUUCACCACCGCAGGAUGUGGCCGUGCACCGGCUGACGUGGCCAGGAAACGUGAUAAAGCAACUUCAUCAGUGGCUGUUGGUUGUUGGUGUCGAAGGGAAAGUUUAACAGUCCUUUGGAAAACCUCUAGGUUGCGCUGUUUGGAAUCUCAGGGGCAUGUGGUUCAUUAUCCUUCUUCCAGGGAGCUUGCAGGUGGUCUAUGUGAUUCUUCCUUGUGCAUUCACAACAACCUUAUGAAUUACCCUGUUUCCCCGAAAAUAAGACAUCUCCUGAAAAUAAGACAUAGUAGAGAUUUUGCUGAAGUGCUAAAUAUAAAGCAUCCCCCGAAA